UCCCCCAUGUCUGUGGUGAAGUCGAUCGAAUUAGUACUGCCCCAAGAUGCCAUCUACAGGGCUGGCUCUGACCUCAAAGGGCAGGUGAUUCUGACCCUCAACAGCACCCUGGUGGACCCCAUCGUGAGGGUGGAGCUCGUGGGAAGGGGUUACGUUGAGUGGAACGAAGAAACCGGGGCGUCCCGAGAUUACAGCCGAGAUGUGAUUUGCAACAACAAGGCUGACUACAUUCACAAAACAAAGACCUUUCCGAUAGAGGAUAAUUGGUUAAGUGCAGGCAGCCACACCUUUGACUUCCAUUUCAACUUACCUCCCAGGCUCCCUUCCACCUUCACCAGCAAAAUUGGCCACGUUUUCUACUUUGUGCAAGCUACCUGCAUGGGCCGGGAGCUCAUUUUAGCCAAGAAAAAGAUAUACUUAUUGGUCCAAGGGAUGUCGGACAUCGAGAAAGAAAGCUCCUUACAGGACCCGCUGUUGGUGGAGGCUGAGAAGAAGGUCGCCUACAGCUGCUGCAGCCAGGGCACCGUCCACUUGCAGAUCCACAUGGAGAAGAACACCUUCCCGCCGGGGGGCCGCAUCAGCUUCACAACGGAGAUCAACAACCAGACCAACAAGUGCAUCAAGACAGUCCUGUCCGCCCUCUACGCUCACGUGCAGUACGAGGGCUUCACGCCCAGCACCGAGCGGCGCACGCGCAUGGACAGCUGCGAGCUGCUGCGUCAGGAGGCCCACACCCACAUCACGCCCUUCAACACCACCAAGGUGGUCAGCACCUUCCACCUGCCCCCCGUGCUGCCCGUGAGCAGCUGCCGCCGCCGCCAGCCAGACAGCGAACUCAUGAGCACGCGCUACGAGCUGGUCAUCACUGUCCACCUGCCCUGGUCCCUGACCACCGUCAAGGCCAAGGUCCCCGUCAUCAUCUCCAGCUCCCAGCUGCCAGAGGCAGCAGCAGCAGGGAUCGCAGGAUUAAGUGCCCAAAGGUCUCAGAAUUAA
Molecule: messenger RNA, 993 nt
Organism: Echinops telfairi (small Madagascar hedgehog)
Lineage: Eukaryota; Metazoa; Chordata; Mammalia; Afrosoricida; Tenrecidae
Gene: ARRDC5
Product: arrestin domain containing 5
Exons: 3
Coding region: 7-993 (328 amino acids)
Biological process (GO): protein transport
Cellular component (GO): cytoplasm
Source: RefSeq, a predicted model, not a curated record